Messenger RNA from Lecanosticta acicola, 1507 nucleotides. Lineage: Eukaryota; Fungi; Ascomycota; Dothideomycetes; Mycosphaerellales; Mycosphaerellaceae. The record is from the annotation of a GenBank genome assembly.
AUGGCACUGGGAAGCAGACUGGUCGCCAAUGGCGCGCGCCGCCUCGCGCAGAGACAGCGUACUGUCCCCACGGCGACGCCCAACUCCUUCCGAUGCCUCUCGACGACAACAGCACGACGACUCGCAACACCAGUGGAGCCCGCCAACCCGAUCGCCAGCAGUCAGUCGACCCCUCCUCACUCUGGCCAGACACGUCUUGUGCCUGUAGACCCGACCUUUGGCCACCCCGUAGACCCGAGCCGGCACAAUAUGAACAUGGCAGACGAUAACGCUGCGACCCCGGAAGAGCGAAAGAUCCGCCACUACACCGUCAACUUUGGUCCUCAACAUCCUGCCGCUCACGGUGUGUUGCGUUUGAUUCUGGAGUUGAACGGAGAAGAGAUUAUUCGAGCAGACCCCCACGUUGGUCUGCUGCAUCGUGGCACGGAGAAGCUCAUUGAGUACAAGACAUAUAUGCAGGCUCUGCCUUACUUCGACCGCUUGGACUACGUCUCUAUGAUGACCAAUGAGCAAUGUUUCUCUCUGGCCGUGGAAAAGCUGCUCAACAUCGAGAUUCCAGAGCGCGCCAAGUGGAUCAGGGUACUGUUCGGAGAGAUUACCCGAGUUCUGAACCACCUGAUGUCUGUCUUGUCUCACGCUAUGGAUGUUGGUGCACUUACACCGUUCUUGUGGGGGUUUGAGGAGCGUGAGAAGCUCAUGGUGAGCAUGUGUGCAUCUGUUGGGAAGAGCAUGCGCUGAUUGAGAUCAGGAAUUUUACGAGCGUGUCUCUGGUGCCCGCCUUCACGCUGCAUAUGUCCGCCCAGGUGGUGUCUCUCAGGAUCUUCCGGUCGGUCUCCUCGACGACAUCUAUCAGUGGGCAACACAAUUUGGUGACCGUAUCGAUGAAACUGAAGAACUUUUGACGGACAAUCGUAUCUGGAUUGGCCGAACCAAGGGUGUAGGUGUCGUCAGCGCCGCCGACGCCCUCAACAUGUCCUUCUCUGGUGUCAUGCUUCGUGGCUCGGGCAUACCGUGGGAUAUCCGCAAGUCCCAGCCGUACGACGCAUACGACCAAGUCGAAUUCGACGUUCCAGUCGGUGUGAAUGGUGAUUGCUACGACCGAUAUCUUUGCCGCAUGGAGGAGUUCCGGCAAUCUCUCCGCAUCAUCCACCAAUGCUUGAACAAGAUGCCCCCUGGUCCUGUCAAGGUCGAGGAUUACAAGAUCUCGCCGCCACCACGUGCCGCCAUGAAGGAGAACAUGGAGGCUCUGAUCCACCACUUCUUGCUCUUCAGCAAGGGUUACACAGUCCCACCAGGCGAGACAUACUCCGCCAUUGAGGCACCCAAGGGAGAAAUGGGCGUCUACGUUGUAUCGGACGGCAGCGAGCGACCUUACCGAUGCAAGAUCCGAGCACCCGGGUUUGCACACUUGUCAUGCUUUGACCAAGUGAGCAGAGGACACUUGCUCGCAGACGCCGUCGCUAUCAUUGGAACCAUGGACUUGGUGUUCGGAGAGGUUGAUCGGUAG